AUGCACCGUAGAAUCAAUCAUGCAAAUGUGACCUUCGCCCGGGCUGAAGAUGCUGCCGCGUUCCUCGAGUACGCUCAGGCAGAGCCCUUCUUCAUUGGCGGACACCACACUUCGCUCGACUGGGCUACGCAGCCCUACGUGACUCCCGAGUACGUCCGCGCCCAGGUCAACAGCGGCGACGUGAGCCGAAACCUCGUCAUCCUGGCCGUCCGGCCCAAUGUCACAGAGACCGUGCUACGGCGUGAUCUCGCCCACAUCCACAACUUGACCGUGAUCUCGGUCAAGUUCGAGGACGGCAACGCGUACAUCUCAACGAACUCGGUCGGCGGCGCCCUCUAUGCGCGGACGUGCCUCAAGUCGCGCAAGCUCUACAAGGAUAUGUGGGUUGGGUUCUACAAGGACGAGUGCGCGGGCCCGCUGCCGCCGCGGGUUCCUCACGCCGCAGCCCGCGUGCCUCCCGCGAAACGAGGAGCCGUUUAUAAUCCGUAUGAGCUUUUGUCCGGAAGUGAGUUCGUUCUUGGCAGCAGCGAGGAUGACGAGGAGUGA
Molecule: messenger RNA, 546 nt
Organism: Penicillium macrosclerotiorum
Lineage: Eukaryota; Fungi; Ascomycota; Eurotiomycetes; Eurotiales; Aspergillaceae
Exons: 2
Coding region: 1-546 (181 amino acids)
Source: RefSeq, a predicted model, not a curated record